This is a messenger RNA of Solenopsis invicta (red fire ant), 1127 nucleotides long. RefSeq lists its product as uncharacterized. The record is from RefSeq and is a predicted model, not a curated record. The coding region runs from base 81 to 404 and encodes 107 amino acids. The transcript is spliced from 3 exons. Lineage: Eukaryota; Metazoa; Arthropoda; Insecta; Hymenoptera; Formicidae.
AGGCUCCAAAGGCUAUUUCCAUUAAAAAUAAUAGAAAUGUCCCAUAUACAGUUCCAAAACCAGCGGAACAAUCUAAUUCGAUGGAAAAUAUUCAAAAACCUUUGACUUCAUCCAGAAAAUUUAAUCGAGCUACAUCGACUAAACAAUUGCAUUCAUCAAGAGAGAGCUUUCAAUCUAUUGCUCAGAAGCAAGCCGAUGCCGAGUUCAUGCAUGCUGAGUGUGCUACAAUACAAGCGGAAGUAUGCAGAAUGAAUGCGCUUGCGAUGACGAAAAUUGCAGAUGCUAUAGAAAAGAUGGCAGAUACUGCUGCUAUACAGGCUGUUAAUGACAGCAAGCGGAUCAAGAUUUUUGAAAAAUUUAUGAAAAUAUUUGAAAAUCUGUUACCUACUUACAUGAAGGAAUAAUCUCUGUGAUGCAUAUCUGUUGCCUAUUCAUACGAGUAUUAUGGUUUGUUCCGUUUCUUGCAUAUGCGCGCAUUUAUCUAUAGUACACGUUACGUUUAUUAUAUAUUAUACGCGAAUAUGCGAGAAACGGAAUAAAUAAUCGCUGUGAUACAUAGUUCAUUUUUUUGUUUUAAUUUUUUUCCAAAUGUGAGUCAUUAUAUUAAAUGUAUUUUUAUAACUUACUAUAUAGUAUAACUAAAAUAAGGUAUUAAACUUCGAGCCCAAGCUUUUCGCACUGAAACACGAAAAAAAGUUCAUAUGAUCUUGUGUUCGCAAACUUACUUUACCUUAAUUUAAUUAUACAUAUAAUAUAUGUAAAAGACUGAAGAUGUUUAUUACCAAAAAAUAUGUAACAUAAUAUAUUUUACAGUAGAUUUUGUGACUUGUAUUUAAAUAUAGAUUUAUUGAUUGCAUGUUAAAUAUUUUGUUACAUAUUUUGAGUGGAUGUAUAUUAUUUUGUUUUUUUUUUCUUUAAUUAUUGUUCAAACGUGAAGUUUAUUAUUGAUUGUAUGCUAAAUAUUCUUUUAUAUAUUUUAAAGUACAGUUGUUUUAAUUAUAUUUAAACGUGCAAGCGUUUAUUAGUCAAUGUAUGCUAAAUAUUUUUGUCAACUGGUUGAAGAUAUUCAGCAAUAAUUUACUUAUUUUAUUACAAAAUAAAUUUAAAUAAAUAACUCGUACUCAAAA